Strongylocentrotus purpuratus (purple sea urchin) is the source of this 2687-nucleotide messenger RNA. RefSeq lists its product as uncharacterized. Gene Ontology annotation, molecular function: UDP-galactose:glucosylceramide beta-1,4-galactosyltransferase activity. The coding region runs from base 164 to 2050 and encodes 628 amino acids. Lineage: Eukaryota; Metazoa; Echinodermata; Echinoidea; Camarodonta; Strongylocentrotidae. Gene Ontology annotation, biological process: carbohydrate metabolic process. The record is from RefSeq and is a predicted model, not a curated record. The transcript has 8 exons.
CGUAAAUUGUAAGCGACGUAUUAUAGGCGCCACACAUUUUUCUUUCUCUUGGGAAAUAUUUCUAUUAGGCUGCUUUCAGUCAUCACUGAUCGCUGGAUUAGAAAGUAAAGUAUGUGUCCGUAACUGACGAGGAGGAAACGAGAGGUUGAUACUCAAGAUCAGGAUGUCGAAGAAGUUUUCACGAGGAGUGAAAUCCAUAGGUUCGUUUUGUGUAGGUCUGUUGACCAACGCAUCAACAAGACGAGAGAAGAAUGGCGGAGAGCCGGGUGGCACAAGAGUGGGAGAUGGCACCUGUCGUCUGCCUUUUAAACCAAACAGAACUUGCUUGUCCGCUGCGGUCUAUCUACUCAUUGGUGCUAGUGUCGUGUCUACUCUCGCCCUGUGGCAAUUUUUGAAUUAUAACAGCUUAACAGGGCCUUCUGUGUCUCAAGCAAGGUCUCGGACGUUGAAAGAUAAACAUAGUACUUCCGGGGAUCUUCGGGAUUUGUUCGACUUAUCCAAUGUUAACGAUGAGCUAAAGAACCUUUUCAUGGUUGAGCCUGCUAUCGAACAAUCCGGAAUUAGAGCGCAGAUGCUGGAGCAAGAAAAGGUCGUCGCAAAUUACGAGAGAGAAGAGAAAGAAAGAGAAAAGGAAAUCGGAGCUUCACUACAAGCAGGUCACGGUCCUUUCUCAUGUACCGCAAAACCGAUAUGUCCUGAAAUCGAUAUACCAGGACUAGUUGGCAAGAGGAAACUGGAUUUGAAUGACAUUUCCAUGGUCCAUGCAGAGGAAAUCAUUUUUGGACCCUUGGCGGAAAAUGUUCGGACCGCUGUGAAACGAGCCAAUGAGAUUCUUUAUAAGAAACUCGUUGAUCCCAUGACUGGAAACAUCACCCACGUUGAUUGGCUCUUCGAUCAAGUCAUUGAACCGGAAGCAAUGAAUAUAAGCAAUUAUUGGUAUCUUCCGGGUGGACAUUUUAAACCAGUAAAUUGUUUACCGAGAUGGAAGGUUGCUGUUUUGAUACCAUUUCGAGAUCGAUUUCAUCAUCUUCCAAUCCUUCUGCGAUACAUGAUACCGAUGCUUCAGAGGCAGCUACUCGAUUUCAGCUUCUUUAUUAUUGAGCAGGCCAAUCAAGAACUCUUCAACCGCGCGAUGCUCAUGAACAUCGGCUUCCUCGAAUCGCUCAACUUCACCGACUACGAUUGUUUCGUCAUCCAUGACGUCGACCAUGUACCCAUCGAUGACCGUAAUUAUUACGGAUGUUCCAGUAUGCCCAGACAUUUUGUCUCCGGUGCUGAUAGGUGGAAUUACAAAUUACCGUAUGACAACUUCUUCGGUGCCGUCACUGGUCUUACUAAAGGCAACAUCCGAAGCAUCAACGGCUUCCCAAAUGUUUACUGGGGGUGGGGUGGUGAGGAUGAUGAAAUAUGGAAGAGGGUGAAAGACGUUGGCCUCGAGAUCACCCGCCAUAAAGGACCCAUCGCCCAUUAUGACGUCAUCAGACAUCAUCACAAAAGCGCACCCCUGGCAAAAGACAGAUACAACUUGCUGAAAAAUUUCAAUGGGCGGUACAAAAUGGAUGGGUUGUCGGACAUCGUUUAUCCGACCCCCGUGUACGACCUCCAUACUCUCUACACCAACGUCAGCGUCGACAUCAAGAGGAUCAAACCGCAUUAUCCAAUGCCAGCGCCAAAGGCUGGUAAUCAAGCUGAUCUAGCCAAAAAGAUUGCUGGACUGGCGAUGAAAGGCAAGGUGGCCGCAAAAAAAGCGGGGCCGGGAGUCCGCAAGCCCGUUAGGACUCCAGCAGAAGCGAAAAAGGAUCCUCCGUCUAAUGUGGAGACGGGCAAGGACUCCAAGGAGGGAAAGAAGGAUGAAGGGAAGGAUGAACAGGCACAUGGAGAUGAGAAACCAGAAGGAGAGAAAGAAGUUGGUGAAGGAGAAAAGAAGGGAGGGGAUGAAGGAGAAAAGAAGGAAGGGGGUGAAGGAGAAAAGACGGGCGGAGAUGAAAGAGAAAAUACGGGAGGAAAUGAAAGAGAAAAGACAGGAAAUAAAGAGGAAAAAAGAGAGUGAUGAGCAUUGAUCAGUUUUGAACGGCCAAUGGGAGUGGUUUGCCACUAAACGUUAUACUACAUCGAACAUCCAUGCACUCACUUGCCAUCCGUGAUAUCAACGAUGGUCUGAUUUCCUCAUAUUGUAUCAAAUGGUUGAUAUUAACAGGAGAUGAUUCAACUUAAGUUUACACUUAAAGUAUUAUCGUAUAACGAUGACGACUUUGGGGUUUGUAGUACCUUUUCCAUGGAUACACUUUUUUGUAGUUACGAUGAUAUUAAACUCCUUGAAAAAUAUUUCCCAAUCGUUAAUGAUAUAUUUUUAAAUGGUAAUUUUUCUUUGUACCGCAACGCUGAUACAUGUAUAACUCUUAUUAUCGUUAUAGAAACUGAACCUUUACUACGUGUGAAUUAAUUUUCUUCAAAGUAACUUUCAGAUAUAUCUUUUCUUAAAUUCUGGAGAAAAAAACCCCUCUACCUCUGGAUAAAAUGUAUGAAUAUUAGAGAGCACCUUGUACGUCUCACUUUAUUGAUAUAUCUAAAUCGUAUACAUAGAUCAUACGCUCAAUAUACAAAUUGUUAUUUUAACCUUAUAUUCAGAGGGUGCUAUGAAAUGUUACAGUAAUAAUUAGGUCGCAUCCAGAGCAAUCAUUUAUUGU